This is a messenger RNA of Suncus etruscus (white-toothed pygmy shrew), 942 nucleotides long. RefSeq names its product thymidylate synthetase (gene TYMS). Gene Ontology annotation, molecular function: thymidylate synthase activity. Gene Ontology annotation, cellular component: mitochondrion; cytosol. Lineage: Eukaryota; Metazoa; Chordata; Mammalia; Eulipotyphla; Soricidae. Bases 1 to 942 code for a protein of 313 amino acids. Gene Ontology annotation, biological process: dTMP biosynthetic process. The record is from RefSeq and is a predicted model, not a curated record. The transcript is spliced from 7 exons.
AUGCCGGUCGCCCGCUCCGACCCGCAGAACCCGGCGCCGCCUCCGGCCUCGCAGGCGCAGGAUGCCCAGGCGCCGCCGCCGCACGGGGAACGGCAGUACCUGGGGCAGGUGGAGCAUAUUCUCCGCAGCGGGGUCCGCAAGGACGACCGCACGGGCACCGGGACCCUGUCGGUGUUCGGCAUGCAGGCGCGCUACAGCCUCCGAGAUGAAUUUCCUCUGCUGACAACCAAACGUGUGUUCUGGAAAGGUGUUUUGGAAGAGUUGCUAUGGUUUAUCAAGGGAUCCACAAGUGCUAAUGAACUAUCAUCUAAGGGAGUGAAAAUUUGGGAUGCCAAUGGGUCCCGAGAGUUCUUGGACAGCCUGGGAUUCUCCACCAGAGAAGAAGGGGAUUUAGGCCCAGUUUAUGGCUUUCAGUGGAGGCACUUUGGAGCAGAAUACAAAGAUAAAGAUUCAGAUUAUUCAGGUCAAGGAGUAGACCAGCUGCAAAAAGUGAUCGACACAAUCAAAACCAACCCUGAUGACAGAAGAAUCAUCUUAUGUGCUUGGAAUCCAAAAGACCUUCCUCUCAUGGCCCUACCUCCAUGCCAUGCACUUUGCCAGUUCUACGUGGUAAAUGGUGAGCUUUCCUGCCAGCUGUACCAGAGAUCAGGAGACAUGGGGCUGGGUGUGCCCUUCAACAUUGCCAGCUACGCUCUUCUCACCUACAUGAUUGCACACAUCACAGGCCUGAAGCCAGGUGACUUUGUACAUACGUUGGGAGAUGCACAUAUUUACCUGAAUCAUGUUGAGCCACUGCAAAUUCAGCUUCAGCGAGAACCAAGACCUUUUCCCAAGCUCAAAAUCCUUCGUAAAGUUGACAGAAUCGAUGACUUCAAGGCUGAAGAUUUUCAGAUUGAAGGGUAUAAUCCUCAUCCAUCUAUUAAAAUGGAAAUGGCAGUUUAA